This is a messenger RNA of Alligator sinensis (Chinese alligator), 711 nucleotides long. It is a transcript of the gene FGF3, whose product is annotated as fibroblast growth factor 3. The transcript is spliced from 3 exons. The record is from RefSeq and is a predicted model, not a curated record. The coding region runs from base 1 to 711 and encodes 236 amino acids. Gene Ontology annotation, molecular function: growth factor activity; fibroblast growth factor receptor binding. Gene Ontology annotation, biological process: positive regulation of gene expression; positive regulation of cell population proliferation; animal organ morphogenesis. Gene Ontology annotation, cellular component: cytoplasm. Lineage: Eukaryota; Metazoa; Chordata; Crocodylia; Alligatoridae.
AUGGUUAUAAUUUGGAUCUUCUUCUUCCUGAGUUUGUUGCAGGAGUCUUGGUCCCCAGGGCUGGCGGCGGAGGUGCCCCAGGCACUUUCUUGUGCGAAAGGCCAGACGUGCGACCCAAGGCUGCGCAGAGAUGCUGGGGGCCGCGGCGGGGUCUAUGAGCAUCUCGGGGGAGCUCCCAGGCGCCGCAAGCUCUACUGUGCCACCAAGUACCACCUCCAGAUCCACGCCAGCGGGAAAAUCAACGGCACCCUGGAGAAGAACAGUCUAUUUCUAGGUAUUCUAGAGAUAACUGCAGUUGAUGUUGGAAUUGUUGCCAUCAAAGGUUUGUUUUCCAGCAGAUACCUGGCAAUGAACAAAAGAGGCAGACUUUAUGCUUCAGAAACUUACAAUGCAGAGUGUGAGUUUGUGGAAAGGAUCCAUGAAUUGGGCUAUAACACUUAUGCAUCUCGCCUAUACCGGACUGUGCCCAGUGGAGCCAACAACAAACGCAAAGCCAGUGCUGAAAGGCUUUGGUAUGUCUCUAUCAAUGGGAAAGGACGACCCAGACGGGGCUUUAAAACCCGUAGGACACAGAAAUCCUCUCUCUUUCUGCCCAGGGUAUUGGAUAACAAAGACCAUGAAAUGGUUCGACUAUUCCAUACAAAUGUUAAAUACAGAGAGAGUCUACUUAAACCUCCAAAUAAGAACCAGAGAAGACGGAGAGGGCACUAG